AUGGCCUUUCAAGAUGACGAUGAACCCGGGGGCAGCGGAUUCAUCGACGUUGCACCUGUUUUUCUUGAAGCUGCAGCUGACAUCGGGGAAGAAUCAAUGAUCUCUAUAGAGAAUUUUACUCUACAUGACGCUAUGAUGGCCAUAGAGAUUAUGGACCCUCGGAUGGACAGCGGUAUCGAAAGGGACGCUUACCCGCGUCAGAGAUUCGAUCCUUAUCAAGCACUGUUACCCGAAGAGGUCUGUUGGAUCAUCGAUCGUAUGUUCGCUGCCGAGACCGCGUGGCACACUGGACAUUCUCUCGCUCAGACAGUUUAUACAUGUCUAUAUGUUCACGAACUCGGAGUGGGUAGGCUAUGGAAUGGCAACCGAAUCAACACCCGCAUUCUCCAGAUACCGCAAGAUCCUUCACGUCCGUUGCAGCUCGUGACACUGGUCUUGCGUGCCUCUGUGUACGGAAUCCUCAAAACAUGUGAUCUAGCUUGGAGGGAGAUGACCAGGGGCCAUAUUCUCGAGAUGGAAGACUUCAAUGGAGACAAGUCGGAACGCUACUUGUGCGAAACUAUUUCCGCCUCUGAAAUCAUUGGGAUGCUCGAUGCUGCAAGAACAUGGCUCCUCUCUCGACAGUGUACCAUAACUACAUGGAGGACUGAACUUCUCGCUCGAAUUGACCUGCGUCGUAUGAUGCUAUUACUUCUCUCGUCUUCUCUUCCGAGCGAAGCAGCGCAUUAUAAGGCGACUAUUCGACAAGCUCAGGAAUACCUGACCGUGAUCAAGCAAUUCAAUGAGCCACCUAUCCCUCACAAAGGCUCAACUGCGCUAAAAAGCUUUGAUCCCAUCAUUGCUCGGAGGUUAAUUUCCAUCAUGCCUCCAAAGAUUGUCGAGCUUCCGAAUCAUCACCAGACGUGGGAACAAUACUCUUUAUUCAUCGACGGCCUACGAGAAGUAGCCCUCUUGAGUACUUGUCCUUCGUUCAGUGGUAUACAGGAGUUACUGGACCUGCGCACCUCACAACCGCCGCGACCAAACCGAUGGGCCUUUGUUCGCUCAUUCUCGUGUACUUCCAUUCACAACGCACGAGGAGAUCUAUGGGCAAACGAAAUGUUUGCAAUGCUAGCUGAUCUCAAGUUGGAAACUGCAAUAAACAACCUUCCAGUUUCGCCUAUCGAUCACACAUCACUCCCAUACUUUCACAUUGCUAUUCCAAAGAUGAUCAAGGAGUAUAUGGCGUCCUUUUUUUGCAAUCGGCCUCGCCAGAGAAGGCGGCUGUGCAACUGGAUGAGCGAUUGGUCAGCUUUGGUUCCUUAUUUAUACGAGCUUGUCAUCGAUGUGCCACCCAUCGACGUUCGCCGGAGGGAGGAACUCGAACGACUCAUUGUCUCUCUCCAAAUCGUCCGACUUCUUGGAGCAUGCCAUAUUGUCCUAUCUGGGCUAGAAUUGGGCGUUUAUAGCGAUGUAGAACUACCGUUUGCAUUGUGGUACGGCUCGACGCUGUUCGCCGAGCUGAGCAGAGAUGUUGCGCAGCUUGAGGGUAGGAAGGCAAGUGAUGCGGUCCAUUUAGAUGAUUCAGUACCUGCCGUUAUUUGGCUCCCUAUUAUGGCAAAGUUCUUCCAAGCAACCUCUCAAGCUGCAAUCCUUGUGGGCCGCAAAGAUAUUGCGGCCCAGUCUCCAGUCCGAGAAGAGGCAACAAUGAAACGAAGAUACAAAUGGGCAUUCACGGUGCCUCGCCUAAUAGACUUGGGAACCGGGCCGUUACCUGCACCCAACAGAGCGUUCCACCCUUCUCCUACAAUUGUCGACCCGUGCGUCCCAGAGUGGGAGCAGUGGGUUAAAUUCAAGAGUGACUUGGGCGAAGAUGCAGCGCUGCAGCUUUCGGACGCCUUCUCUAAUCUUCAUGACCAGCUUCAAAAGAUAGAAGGUGUACUGGCCAAGUUGAAGCAAGGAUACGCAGAUCAACAGCCGAUCGAUGCCGUCAAGGUUCCAAGAGACCGGCCCGCUAGGCCACCACAUCAGCGUUCACUCAGUAGCAUGCUACGGGACUUCUUGCCGGGCGGUUUGGGGUCCCAGGAAGACAGCGGUACCGAGCCUAUAGUCAAGAUCGUAUCAAACUCGCUCAAAUUGGAGCUGGUUAGCGAGAUGAGGUCGGUUGCAAGUAUCAACGUAGCAACGUUUUCGAAACUCUCAACUCCCGACGAACGACAGGAGCCGCGCGUUUCGACGGACGGCGUAAUCGGCACGUCCAUGCCAUCGAUAGCUGGCAGGACGCGGCUCGAGGACGGCUCCGGUGCGCAUUCAUCCGUCCUGCUUGACACAGACCCCAUGUCGCUCGUGGCCACUGGUGAAGGUCAAGCGAAUUUCCAAACGACCCCUGACGGAGCGGAGCACAACGCGCCACCGAGGUUAUGUGGGCGCCCGUCUGGGCUAUCACCGAUAUCGAUUUCUUGCGAGACCAGUCCCAGUCGAUGGUUCCCCGCGUUUGUAUGCCAUCAGAGGUUAUCGGCCGUCCCCGUUUCGGGCGUUACGCCGGUGGCGUGA
This is a messenger RNA of Serendipita indica DSM 11827, 2532 nucleotides long. The record is from the annotation of a GenBank genome assembly. Lineage: Eukaryota; Fungi; Basidiomycota; Agaricomycetes; Sebacinales; Serendipitaceae.